AUGUUUGAAUUAUCAAGGAGAGGAAAACCGGUCGUAAUUGUGAAUGUUGCAUCUAAAUGUGGUCUCGCUGACUUAAAUUACCGAAAACUUAAAGAACUUCAAGAAGUGUUCAGAGAUAGAAAACUUGCUGUUGCUGCAUUUCCAUGUAAUCAAUUCAGUUCACAGGAACCAGAUCCUGCAAUUGAUGUCAAAAGGAAUGUGAAGGAGAAGUAUCAGUAUGAGCCCGAUAUUUACGAAAAAAUCGAAGUUAAUGGUGAAAAUGCUCAUCCAUUAUACAAAUUUUUGAAAAAAGUAGCUAGUGGUACAUUCAACGAUAAAAUUAAGUGGAAUUUCACGAAAUUUCUUAUCGAUCAGGAAGGACAUCCGGGAUUCUAUUUUAGUAUUUUUAGGAUUACUGAUUCAUCAAUUACGAAUCAUUUGUUUAAAAUGUGUUCAGAGAAGACAGUUUACGAUUUUACUGUGAAGGAUUCAGAUGGCAAAGAUGUUUCACUAGAGAAGUACAGAGGCAAACCCUUAAUAAUUGUGAAUGUGGCGUCACAAUGUGGAUUAACAAAUUCAAAUUAUACAGCUCUCAAGGAAUUGAUGGAACAUUAUAAGGAUAAAGGUCUGGCGAUAGCAGCCUUUCCUUGCAAUCAGUUUGGUGGGCAGGAACCGAAAUGUGAAUUAGAAAUUAAAAAUUUUGUGGCGCAGAAGUUUAAUUUUGAACCUGAUUUAUACGCUAAAGUUGAUGUAAAUGGUAAAGAUGCGUCACCACUUUUUGAUUUUUUGAAACAGGCCAAAGGCGGUUUAUUUGGUGAUAAAAUAAAAUGGAAUUUCACGAAAUUUCUCAUUGACCAAGAAGGACAUCCGGUGCAGCGUUAUGCACCAACGACUUCGCCUAAAAGUAUGAUGAAGGACAUCGAUAAUCUUUUGAAGAAGUAG
Messenger RNA from Thelazia callipaeda (thelaziosis nematode), 921 nucleotides. Lineage: Eukaryota; Metazoa; Nematoda; Chromadorea; Rhabditida; Thelaziidae. The record is from the annotation of a GenBank genome assembly.